AUGAUCCUCAUCAUCCCGAUCUUUGGCAUCACCCGCAUGCGCUUUCUGCACAGCUGCGUGCUCGGGUGGACCAUCUUCUUCACGUACCUCAUCGUCCAAGGCGUCUCGCUGCACUGGAUCACAUCGAUUCCGUACGGAAAUGGCAAGGUCUGGAAGUACGACAACAUCUCGGACAUCAUCUACCAGACGAUCAACUACGGCAUUGCGAUCAUCGGCGGUAUGGUGUCGCACUACCGACAAGAGCUCAUUCGCCGGCGCAACUAUGCGCUCAAGCUGCCGUUCACGGGCCUCGACGACGACGAACCCUUAGACCUCUUUGGCAAGAGCUACUCGGAGGAGCGGCUCUUCGAUAUGUGGAGUUUGAGCUUCCGGAGCUACGACGUCGAGGAUGCGUUCUGUCGGGUGUGGUAUGUGAUUGACCCGCACCCGUACGAGAACCCGAACCGCGGCGACAUCCACGAGAACGUCUACAUGACGAUCCGGUUCGCCGUCCUCGGCGUCUUCCUCUCGCAAGUCGUGCUCGGCAUCCAGGACAUCAAGCUCCUCUUCAUGAAGGACUUCAAGUUUGAGUACGGCAUGGCAGCUAUCAUACGCUUUGCGGUCGUCGUGCCGCUGUAUCUGGCCAGCUUUUACUUUAUGUACAUCCUCGGCCGCAAGUACUUUGAAAUGUUCCUGCGCAAAGCCAGCGGCGGCGUCGAGAGCGGCACCGAGAGCGACGUCGAUGCCAACCAAGUUACCAUCGCGAUCCUCGAGCAGAAGCGGGCGCUGCCGCCGAGCCAGUCGGUGAAGGAGCGGCUGACCAAGCAAACGGAGGCUCUCGUCGAGACCAAGGGCGGCUACGUGCGCUCAGCCCAAGUCUUUGCAACCGUCGUCCUCGUGCUGCAGAUGGGUGCCACGAUGGUGCUUCUCUUCCAGGUCGGCCGCAGCUUCAUUGUGACGCACUCGGCCAAGCCCAACGUCUACUUCAUGGGGUUCCUCAACGCGAUUCUGUUUGCGCACCGAUCGGGCUUCAAGGUGCGCUUCGUGUACGCCGCGCGCGUCUCGUGGGCGAUGGUCCUUCUCUUCAUCUUCUUCGCGUCGCACUAUCUGCACUUCGACCCGUGGCCCUUUCUCUGGGCCGAGUACUCGUGCUACCUCGUCGCGGUCCAGUUCCUCGGCAUGAUGAUCUCGCACGAGGAAGAGUCGCUGCGUCGGUCCUUCUUCGUCCUCAAGUCGAUGCGCAUACUCGAGUUUGAAAAGUGGUUUGCCGGCGUCCUCCGCAUCCAAAAGGGCGUCCGCAAGUUCCUCGCACGCCACCGGUCGUCGCAGCGCCCCCUGCCGCCGCCGGCCGUCGAGCAUGUCGCCCACGCCCAGAGCUUCCUCGCGAUGGCCUCCAAGAUGGGCGUCCAGGCCCAAGCGAUCCAGAUCGCCGUCGUCCUCUUCGACGUGCUGUAUUCGGUCGCCACCGCCUAA
Molecule: messenger RNA, 1452 nt
Organism: Saprolegnia parasitica CBS 223.65
Lineage: Eukaryota; Oomycota; Saprolegniomycetes; Saprolegniales; Saprolegniaceae
Exons: 2
Coding region: 1-1452 (483 amino acids)
Source: RefSeq, a predicted model, not a curated record